AUGGAGCCGCUGGUGUCGCAUCCUGAACCCGAAUUGGAACAGGAGUAUCUCACGGAGCAGGAGCAGUGGAGCCAGAGGUACGCGAGGAACCUCGAGGAGGAGUGCUGCAGCUCCGACGAGUCGGAGGCCGGCUUCAAGAUGCCGGAGUACAACGUGAGUUCACUCGUCUCCAUCCGUUUGGUGAUGGACGGCGAGGCGGCCGCCCACCUGGAGUUCCUGCACCGCGUGCUGCGGCCGCUGGUGGACGCCUACGUGGUGGCGGGCCUGGCGCUGGGGCGGCUGGUGGGCCGCGAGCUGGCCGAGCGCGACCUGCUGCUCGACGUGCUGGCCGAGAUGAAGACCCAGCUCGACGCGGGAUUCAUCUCCUGCGGGGAGAGCAUGUGCGUGGACCCGGUGAGGAACGCGCUGAAGCUGUUCGAGUGCUGGGGCGUGCUGCAGUGCCACUCGCACGGCGGCAUCAAGCUCUACUACCUCCACCGCGACUACGACAGCGACGAGCGCGUGGCGCAGGUGUUCCGCAAGCUGGGCCGGUUCAAGCACGCCGCCCGGCGCGCGCUGUGACACGCCCCCCCCCCCCCCACCAUCCCUUCCCCUUCCCCCUCGCCCCGGCACGGCGUCCGAGACCCGCAGUGCGUCAAGCAAAACUGGCCCAGUGGCGUGCUUCAUUAGUCUGGAGAAGUAUAAACCGGAAUACGCCAUUUGAUCGACGAGUACAAAUUUUAUUGUCGUUUCGUUCCCUCGAUUUGGCUUUGUUAAAAGCGGAGUUCGUGCGUAAUUUAGUGGUAAUUUUCUGAAUUUUUAUAUGACUGGCUGCUGCAUUUAGUAUUGAAUUUAAUUUCAGAAUGACAACUACAAUAUGAAAAAUGUUAUACGGCCUACGAAAAUUUCUUCACGUACGUUCUAUUCCUUGGUCAAAACCAGUAUAGAAUUUUUUUUGGUUUCUGCAUGUCCCCUCUCCAAAAUUAUGUGUUUUGAUUAUUGAGAUAUUUUCAGUUUUGUGUUGGUUUUUAAAUUAAACGUACAGAACUGAAAACUGCUCAGCAGUACGAUUAAAAAAGGUUUUUCAAGUUUUAUUAAUUAGUUUGACUUAAUUAUUUAGAAUUCCUAAGGGCAUAUUUUCGGUUUUUGCUAUGCCAUGUGUAGCAAAUUGCAGUAUCUUCGCCACAACUUGUAAUUUUUAUUUUACUAUUACGUAUGAUAAGCACAUGCACGAUAUUGCCAAUUUCUCGAGGAAUGGUUUGGACAUCAAUAAUUUAAUCUGGUUAAACUAGGCCUUCAUACCUUGGCUGAAAGACGGUAGUGUAACUGCUGCUAUAGCAGCUGCUGAAACGUUGUGUGGGUCCUGUGCUUUUAACUGCUACGAGUCUGCUAGUGUCCGAGACUAUGACAGUGAAAAAUAUUUAUCUGCGAGACUAGAUGCGGCAGUAACCAGUAAACCUUCAUGGAGGCGGCAAGUUGGUCGUCUGCUCAAACAUGAUUGCCCGCAGAAACAGUUGGCUGCGUUUUGCCUGCCGGGAAGAAUGGCAGAGAGGCAAACAUCGGUACGCCUUCGCUUGUGGAACGUGAACUUUAUGUGGAAACAGAGUAGAAAAUCUAGAGAUACUGGUUGGAUUGUUUUCCACACAGUGUAAUGUUAAAGGUAAUAAUUAUCAUGUAUUUUUAUAAGCUGAAGACAUUUAGAUUUUAAGUAAGAACUUGUUGUGGCAUUGCUCAUUUUAUUCCUGUUCCUUGUACUGUACUUGUGUGCUAUUCAAAACUCAAGACAAACAUGUUCAUAAAGCAUUGAAGCCCUGAAGAAAUAACAGGAAAAAGGUUAAUGGUUAAGAAAUUUAAUCUUGUUCUGAAAGUUGGCCAUUGUAUUUCUCAUAAAUUUUUAAAACUUUAUUUUUCAAGCUUUGUAUUUGUGUCUUGGAAUAUUCAUGUCAAUUAAAUUUUUAAAUACAGUUUGCCAUCUGAGAGUGAAUACAAUGCUGGCAAGCGAAAUGUCAUGUGUGAUUUGUUGUCCAUUGUACGUGUUAAGAGAUGUUGCAGAAUAUACUUGAUUCUAAGAUGCAACUUUUUUUAAUAUCCACGUGCACACUCAUCAUACAAGGAAAGCAUAUACCGUAGUUUCUGGCUUCUGUAUAAUGUGAUGCUACUUUCAUAUCAUCCCAUGAAAUGGUAGUACAUAUAAUACUUUAUGAAUUAUACUUGAAUUAAAUGAAUUCUCACUUUUAAAGUGUAUACAUAUACAUACACAUACACAUGUUAAGUUUUGAAGGUUUUUUUUUUUUA
Messenger RNA from Bacillus rossius redtenbacheri, 2274 nucleotides. RefSeq lists its product as uncharacterized. The record is from RefSeq and is a predicted model, not a curated record. Lineage: Eukaryota; Metazoa; Arthropoda; Insecta; Phasmatodea; Bacillidae. Bases 1 to 561 code for a protein of 186 amino acids. The transcript is spliced from 4 exons.